UCUACACAUGAGCAUCGUCCAUUCAUCGUCAUUUCGAAUUCCCCACACCCAAAAAAAAAACAAAGUAAAAAUUCGGACAUCUCGCUGUAGCAGAUUUCCAGUAGUAGUCCCUCUUUUACUUCUCAGAUCUAAAUCGCCAUUGUUAUACCUUCAACUUGGAGAGAGAAACUCAAACACCAUUUUCAAUCACACUCACCACCAUUUUCUCUCCCCUCCAUUUUCAUCCACCUUCAGACUUCUUCAAUUCAAUCAACAACAAUCUCCACCAUUUCCCCAAUUUAAUUGCAAAGAUCCACAGUUCUACCACCUCUAAAUUCCGUAAUCAAUGCUGCCGAUUUUCUAGGGUUUAUGCAAUUUGAUCGAAAUCACAGUAGAAGACGCUGAGUUUUCCGAUCGAUUGAUUGGUAAUGGAGUCGCGACCUUCUGUUUCGGGAAGGUUUACUCUCGAAUCAGCAACAGCGAGUACUUCAUCAUCAUCAUCUUCACCAUCAAGAGAGAAUUGUAUCUCAAGAACAAGCUCGAAUUCUUCUCUUUCAAGUAAGGCGAUUUUUGAGCAUAAUUUGUCUUCAAUUCUUAAUAAUCCUCACUCUAGUGAUGCUUCUUCUUGGCUUGGAUGGUGGUCUUCGCCGACAUCGGUGAUUUUGCCUGAAUUUGCCCCAAUUAAUACUUCAAAACCUGGGUUAGAUGCUAAUAAAUCUGAUUUUCAACCGUAUUUGAAUUCGAUCUCGGAGCAUUAUGGUCGAUUCGAGGAUAUUCGUAAUCAUAGUAGUAAGGAGAAUGUUGAUAUAGUUGAGAAUAUUGGAGGGCAGGGAGAAUUGUUGGUUGCUUGUUUGAGAGAAGUGCCUGCAUUGUACUUUAAGGAGGAUUUUGAGCUUGAGGAUGGGGGGACUUUUCGGGCUGCUUGCCCGUUUUCGACGAUGAAUGAGAAUUUGGUGCUGCAGGAAAGGUUGUCUCAGUAUUUGGAUGUGGUGGAGAUGCAUUUGGUGAAGGAGAUCUCGUUGCGGUCGAAUUCGUUCUUUGAGGCUCAGCAGCAGCUGGGGGAUUUGAAUGUGAAGAUUGUGGAAGGGUGUAAAAGGAUUAGGGAAUUGAAGGAGACCAUCAGGUUGCUAGAUGCUGAUGUUGUUGGGUCGGCGAGGGAGAUUCAAGAGUUUAGUUCAAUGAGGGGCAACUUGUUAGAGCUUCAGCAGAAACUGAGGCUUAUAUUAUAUGUUGAUCAAGCUCUUGGUGCUCUUAAACUGCUUGUUGCAUCUGCCGAUUGUGCUGGAGCAUUGGAUGUUGCUGAUGAUUUGCGGCAAUUAUUGGAUGGGGAUGAGUUGACAGGUUUGCAUUGCUUUCGUCAUCUGCGGGACCAUGUUGCUGCAUCAAUGGACUCCAUAUACAGCAUUCUUUCAGCAGAAUUCAUGCGCGCAUCUUUGCAUGAUGCCGGGGAUUUGGAUGCUAUAAUUGUAUCGGCAGCAAAAGAAAGAGCUUCUAUACCCAGUAAUGGAAGGCUUGAUGAUGUUAAGCUAGAUGAAGAAGAAACUUCUAAUUUCCGAGAUCUUGUUUUACCUAUUGUGAUUGGACUGCUUAGAACGGCAAAACUACCAUCUGUCCUGAGAAUGUAUCGUGAUACACUUACUGCUGAUAUGAAGACAGCUAUCAAGAAUGCUGUGGCAGAGCUGCUACCAGUUCUGAUUGCUCGGUCUCAAGAGUCAGAUUUCUCGACUGGAGAGAAGACUGGUGAUGCAGAUGGUGGAGGCUCGUCUCUUGCGAGCAGGUUAAGGAGCCUGUCAUCUGAAAGCUUUGUUGAGCUAUUAGCUGCUGUUUUCAAGAUUGUCCUGGCACAUCUAGUUCGGGCUGCUGAAGUUAAAAAGUCCAUUGAGUGGAUCAUGUCUAAUUUGGAUGGUCACUAUGCAUCUGAGUCAGUUGCUGCUGCUAUUGCACAUGGUGCUGCAGCUUCAGAAGCUGCGCAAGAUGAUAGUGAUAAUCAAAAUCAAGUCAAUCACACAAUUGCAUAUUCUUCUCAAAGAAAUGCUACCAAGGCUCCUUCAUUACAAGGGAAGGCUACUGAACUGACAAGUACAUCUAAUGUAUCCAAAAAUUUCAGAGCUGAUGUGUUGCGAGAAAAUGCUGAAGCUGUCUUUGCAGCUUGUGAUGCUGCCCAUGGAAGGUGGGCGAAACUCCUAGGUGUUCGUGCUCUUCUUCAUCCCAAGUUGCGUUUGCCGGAAUUUCUUAGUAUAUACAGCAUCACCCAAGAUUUUAUAAAUGCUACAGAAAAGAUUGGUGGAAGGUUGGGAUAUAGUAUACGGGGUACAUUGCAGUCACAAGCAAAAGCCUUUGUUGAUUUUCAGCAUGAGUCUCGUGUGUCAAAAAUUAAGGCGGUGUUGGAUCAAGAAACAUGGUCAGAAGUUGACGUUCCUGAUGAGUUUCAGGCCAUUGUUGCUUCGAUGCAUGGUUCAGAUUCUUUAAUUACUGAGAACUUUGGUGACGAUCAGGGCAGUUCAAUAGUUUCAAGCAAUGGUGUGUCAACUGUGGUUGACGAAUCCAAUGCUGAGCAUCAUAUAGAGCGAACUGAUUCGAACAAUGUUUCCGAUGAUGCGUCCAUUCAAGAGAAAUCUCAGCAUUUAGGCGAGGCCAAUGAUGCAAGUAAAGCUGAUGCUGGUACUUCAGCCCUCAGCAAAAUUAGCAAUACAAAGGACCGUGGGAAAUCAACUUCUCAAACAUUAAUGUACAGGGGCGUUGGAUAUCACAUGGUUAACUGUGGCUUAAUAUUACUGAAGAUGCUGUCAGAGUAUAUUGAUAUGAAUGAUAGUUUGCCGUCACUUUCAUCAGAAAUAGUUCACCGCGUUGUAGAAAUUUUGAAGUUUUUUAAUACAAGGACCUGCCAGCUGGUUCUUGGCGCUGGUGCUAUGCAGGUGUCUGGUUUGAAAUCAAUCACUUCCAAACAUUUGGCUUUGGCAAGUCAAGUCAUCAGUUUUACAUAUGCUAUUAUUCCAGAUAUCAAGCAGGUUCUUUUUCUCAAUGUACCAGAGACCAGAAAACCACUGUUAAAGUCAGAGAUCGAUCGGGUGGCACAGGAUUAUAAGGUCCAUCGGGAUGAAAUACAUACAAAGCUGGUUCAGAUUAUGAGGGAGAGGUUGUUAGUUCAUUUACGAGGAUUACCUCAUAUUGUUGAGAGUUGGAAUAAACCUGAUGAUGGUGACACACAGCCUAGUCAAUUUGCAAAAUCAUUAACGAAGGAGGUUGGCUAUCUUCAACGUGUCUUGUCUCGUAUGCUUCAUGAGGCAGAUGUCCAAGCGAUUUUCAGGCAAGUGGUCAUAAUAUUUCAUUCACAAAUUUCCGAAGCAUUUUCCCGCUUGGAGAUCAGCACUCCACAAGCAAAGUCGAGACUCUAUCGGGACGUCCAACAUAUUCUAGGGUGUAUACGCUCACUUCCUACUGAUAUUGCUAGCAAGUCAGGUGUUGCAAAUUGGGGGCACCUUGAUGAAUUCUUGGCCCAAAGAUUUGAUAAUGAAGGUGAUCAGUAGACUUGCUUUUGUACGUUUUUUUCUUUUCUCCGCCGAAGGCAUCAUUGCAGAUUGAAAAAUCCACUGUUCAGCUAUGCUAUCAUCCUCUGCUUUUGAAUCUAGCUGUAGAAAGGUAUAUGAGGUACAAUUCUUUGGAUUCUUAUUUUUCACGGAGAUUUCACAACCAGGAUUUUUUUGUAUACUAUAUACAACAAACCUAAUGGGUAGCAUCCUUAAGACUUUGUUCCCCUGAAACAAAUUUUCCGAUUUUCCCCUAAUUUAAUUUAGUAGAGGCAGGGAACAAAGAAUAGUGUAACAGUUUUGUGUCUCCACUCCCCAUCCUCUUUCUUUUUGUUUUCUUUUUAGGUUUUGGUUGCUGUUUUUUCGGUAACCAUGUUCAUAUGAGGUUAUUGUAUGAGUAUCAACAGCAUUGCAUAUAUGUUUCACAAUUCUAAAGAGAAUGAAAAUUAUUUUCUUAUUGUUUUUCUUCAUGAAAGAAGUCAAAUUGUGGUCAAGUUGAUAUGUAAAAAUUUAGAUCAGAAACGUUGUCACGCACAAAUGUGUGAAGGUGCUCAUAAAAUUCUCUGCAAUUUAUUCCAGUUUAAAGUUUAAACAAA
This is a messenger RNA of Chenopodium quinoa (quinoa), 4102 nucleotides long. RefSeq names its product vacuolar protein sorting-associated protein 54, chloroplastic-like. The record is from RefSeq and is a predicted model, not a curated record. Lineage: Eukaryota; Viridiplantae; Streptophyta; Magnoliopsida; Caryophyllales; Amaranthaceae. Gene Ontology annotation, biological process: retrograde transport, endosome to Golgi; Golgi to vacuole transport. Gene Ontology annotation, molecular function: syntaxin binding. The transcript is spliced from 19 exons. The coding region runs from base 408 to 3506 and encodes 1032 amino acids. Gene Ontology annotation, cellular component: GARP complex.